AUGGAGUGGGCCCCUCAGUUCCCGGCCGAGAUGUUGGCCCAGCAUCGCGCCUACCUCCAGCCCAUGCUGUGGGCGUUUCUGAUCGGCAGCCUUCUUACGGUGAGCCUGUCAGUGUGGCGGCGUGCCUCGGGUCGGACGGCCGCCGGUCCAUUCCUAACGCGUCAACGGCCACGGCCCCCGCCGGACUACUUGGUGUAUCAAGGAUGCUCAGCGAUCACGCUGCAAAGCCAGAAGUACUGAGUGACUUUGCAUGGAUUACAGGGCCUCAUAUUUGCGCUGUGCACUCAGUGGGUCUGCCAAGAGCGACGCACCGCAAAACGAUUCGAAGCGACCGUGGUCUCGAUCGGCGCCAGCUUGACGGCAGCCGCGCUUGGGCUCGAAUGGCACCGCGCUACAAAUACUUCGUCCAACACGGCGGUGAUCCGAUCUACACGCUCGCUUUCCAUGCCGAGGACUAUGCGUGGACGAUUAUCUGCGCAUUGUGCAACAUCACGGGACAGAUUUGGUUCGUUGAGCGAGCAUGGAGGAGCUCGCAGUCGUGGCUGUUCCUCGGUGCUGCCGUUGUAUGCAUGCUGGGCGAGUUCGCGACCGCGCUGGGCGUCGCGGUCAUGGGAUUUCGCUAUGGCAACGAUCCGACGAAAUGGGUGAUGGUGCGUUGCAUACUAGUGGAACCGAGUUCAAGUCAGUAACGGUUCGCUGAGUUUUUGCGUGUCCCCGUGAUGGCCCUCAGAUCGGGCAAUUGUCAAUCGCGUUGGCCCUGCUCACCGUGGCUCUUGAUCUCCUCACGUCCGUGGUCUUGAUCGUCCGAAUCAAGCGGUUGAUGCGCACAGUCGAUGGAGCGCGGAACCGUCCUUUCGAAGCUUUGGUUCGUCUUGCAUGCGCCACCGGCAGCCUGACAGCGAUAGGUCAGUAAAGCGGAUUGGGAAAACUGCCCAUCGGCGAAGUAUCCGCCUGCUCAUUCCGUUGUCGACCUCAUUUUAUGAACAGUCGCUAUCAUCGAUGCCGUUCUGUACAUCACGGUGUGGACCAACUCAAAUGUGAUUACAUUAACUGCAGAAUCCAUAGGCAUCUCAUCUGAAAGUGUGCUGACGUGAUCUCUUCUCUCUCUGCAGGCCUGGUUGCCAUUCAUCGGUAUGUUCAGGACGACCCUUGCUUCGUCGAGGUCUUAAACGCAGGCUGAUCGGCUCUGGUUCCUUGCUCCCCAACAGAGGCACUUCCUCGCAUCUCCUUUUUGUCGUGCCUCAUCACCAUCAACUCGCGCGAGAGGUGGCGUACCGUUCUCGGUCUCACCCCUGACCCAAGCUCGAACCCCAGCUCGCGCGAACCCCGGCCGCCGGCGAGGCUCUGCGUGAAAACCAUCCGGGCCAAACUCGAUACCAGCGCCUUUGAGCGUUUAACCCAGGCCAGCUGUGGUCGGAAGGAUUGGCCGACUACAAUGGUCAAUGAAGGGAAGAUUGGAUCGUGCGAUGAUCUCGAGAAAGCCGUUUCGGAUCAGGAACAACCGAAUUACGAAAGCCCCUUCGACAAGCAAUCGCAAUCGCUCCCGAAGACGGGGCCGGUCCAGGUCAGUUUUUGUCAGCAGGCUCCUCUGAGUCCUCCCCGCGAGCCUUUGUCCUAACCCCUCCUACCGCCUUUUUCCAGAAGUUGCCGAGAACCAUUUCCCUCGCCUCCCUCAGACGAGCGUCAUCGAAUAGCAUCGCCCGCCACCCGACAUCCGCCACCGUCCAGCAUGUGAUGGUCGAGGUCAAUCGCGAGAUCGUGAUUGAGUGA
This is a messenger RNA of Microbotryum saponariae, 1770 nucleotides long. The record is from the annotation of a GenBank genome assembly. NCBI's taxonomy places the organism in Eukaryota, Fungi, Basidiomycota, Microbotryomycetes, Microbotryales, Microbotryaceae.